GGGUUCGGCAAGGAGGGGGUGGUGGCUGGGGUUUGGGUGGUUUAAAGGGUUUUCUGUUUUUUUUUUUUAUUUUUAUUUUUUAAUUUUUUUUUUUAAAACGGACCAAUCAGAGGGUGACGCGUGGCAAGUGGUGGGGUCAACUAACGGACAGUGACAAUCAACUAACGGAAAUGGCAUUUGGUGACUAAUCCUCAGUGGCAUUUGGUGAAUUUUGAAAAACGCGAUGGCAUUUGGUAAAUUUUGUAAGUACUUUGUGGCAUUUGGUGAAAUAACCGUUAAAGUUUUCUUUCUUUUGCAUUUCCGAUCGAUUCUGAUUGUUUCUUCAUCUUUCUCUACCAAAUUUAACCCUAAACGGUUCUGCAGGAAUCAACUCUCACCAUGGUGCAAACAAGAUCAUCAUCUAAGAAGAAUACAACUGAUACUAAUGUUGAGGUGAAUCGGGAUGUUGCUGAGGCAUCAAACAAGAACACCAUGAAUCAGAAGAAAAGGAAGGCGACUGCUGAGAAUUCCAUCUUGAAGCCAAUUGAAGCUAGCAAGAAAACAACUAAGAAAGUAGUAAAUGCUCGGGAUCCAUAUGAAGGCGAAGUGAUUGUGAGAAAAAUGACAAAUGCGGAUAUUGCUCUAGAUGUGUACAUGAAGGAGUAUCAGGACGAGUAUAUUAAGAAUCAUCCUGGUGAAACAAAGCUACCUAGAGAGGAACGUUUGGCGGUAAAAAAAAAGUUUCGUGAACUGGUGAAGACGACAAAAUAUUACAUUGUUAAGAAGUAUAUCAAGAAGCUCAAGGAUGAUGAAGCUGCAAGGUAUGCUAGAAAUCCGCGAUCUGAAAGGUCAUGCUAUUGGGUUUAAUUUCUGAACUGUCGUCUCUUUUGCUGCUGCUACAAUGGGCUUGUAGUUUGGGUUUGUAAUGACUUUAUGCGUGCGUGGAUUAGAAUGAUGUGGCAAUCUCUCUUAAAACAGCCCAGCCCUGAAUUGAAGGCUUUUGAACUUUGAAUAAUGUAUGGUGCUAAUAUGGCUUACUGUUCUUUGUUUUUGGCUGGUGGAUUAUGUAUUGUAGAGAUUACUUUUUGUGGAAGUAAAAUAUGGGUGUUUGAGAGGUCUUCUAUAUAUGAAAUGGGAGUUUCUUGGAGACCAGUUUUGAA
This is a messenger RNA of Chenopodium quinoa (quinoa), 1139 nucleotides long. RefSeq lists its product as uncharacterized. Bases 379 to 846 code for a protein of 155 amino acids. The record is from RefSeq and is a predicted model, not a curated record. The transcript has 7 exons. NCBI's taxonomy places the organism in Eukaryota, Viridiplantae, Streptophyta, Magnoliopsida, Caryophyllales, Amaranthaceae.